This is a messenger RNA of Macrosiphum euphorbiae (potato aphid), 327 nucleotides long. The record is from the annotation of a GenBank genome assembly. Lineage: Eukaryota; Metazoa; Arthropoda; Insecta; Hemiptera; Aphididae.
AUGAGUUUAUCAAGUAAUAAAGUAGAUGAAAAACAUAUUAUGGCAAUUUCAAUUAAAAAAAAAAUAGAAUCUUUUGUAUUUUUUCUUAUGUUAUGUUUGUGGGCACGAGUAUUGCGCCCUUUGCAUGGUAUCUCUAAACUUUUGCAGAAGCAAGACAUUGACCUCCAGAAAGCAUUAGAUAGAUUGACUGAUGCCUAUACAUGUAUGCAGCAACUAAGGAAUGACUAUUGUAGUGUAGUUGAAAAUGCAAGCAACCUGGCAAUUAAAUGGGGUAUUCUAAUUGAUGACAAAGUGGCUCGCCAAAAAAAAAGCAAGAUUGUUUUUUGA